Molecule: messenger RNA, 2646 nt
Organism: Salvelinus namaycush (lake trout)
Lineage: Eukaryota; Metazoa; Chordata; Actinopteri; Salmoniformes; Salmonidae
Product: cadherin-17-like
Exons: 19
Coding region: 1-2646 (881 amino acids)
Biological process (GO): multicellular organism development; calcium-dependent cell-cell adhesion; adherens junction organization
Cellular component (GO): catenin complex; plasma membrane; adherens junction
Molecular function (GO): cadherin binding; calcium ion binding
Source: RefSeq, a predicted model, not a curated record
AUGGCCGGGCCAGACACGGGCAUUCUCCCUAACCUCCCAGCUACCUCCACUGACGUGGUGGUGACAGGGGACGAUGAGGGGAUCUUUGGAGUUGAGGCAGGAUUUCUUUACGCCUUGAAGCCUCUGGACAGAGAGAAGCAGCCAUCUUACUCUCUGCAGGUGUCCUUCUCAGCAUCCGUGCCGUCUCAGAGCUUUAUGGUAGAAGUAUGCGUCAUUGACAAAAACGACAACGUGCCUGUGUUUAUCGAGGAGAGCAUGAGAGGCAGUGUGCAGCUGGGACUUCUGAAAGGGAUCUCAUUCAUGCAGGUGGGGGCAUCUGACCGUGAUGACCGUAACACAGCCCAUGCUGACCUGCGCUUCAGCCUGAUGGACCAGACCCCCAGGAUCCCCUCCAGUCACAUGUUCUUCAUAGACUCUGUGACCGGCGAGGUGUCUCUCACUGAGGACGGGGCUUCCACCCUGGACCCAGAGAUGUGUGGUCGCUACAAGCUGUCAGUGAUGGUGAAGGACAUGGGGGGGAAACCCAACGCUUUCUUCUCCACAGGCAUCGUGACAGUGGAGGUGACGGGGAACACCUGGGCGUCACCGGACCCUGUUCGCCUCCAGGAGAACCUCCCUGGCCCCUACCCCAUCCCCAUCUCACAGGUAGAACCUCCCUGGCCCCUACCCCAUCCCCAUCCCACAGGUACCUCCCUGGCCCCUACCCCAUCCCAUCUCACAGGUACCUCCCUGGCCCCUACCCCAUCCCCAUCUCACAGGUACCUCCCUGGCCCCAACCCCAUCCCCAUCUCACAGGUGAAGUGGAGUGGAGGUCUGGUAGAGUAUAGCCUGGAGGGGGAAUUCCCAGAGAUGCUGUUCACUGUCAGCAGAGAGGGAGUCAUCUCUCUCAACGCCCCACUAGACAGAGAGACUCAGGACCAGUUUGCCAAGAAGCUAAGCUCCAAAGCUUUCCAGAUCAGCAUCGUGGUGGAGCGUCCGGACGGCAGGGAGAUCGCCAAGCCUGUGGAGCUGAGGGUGAUGGUGGGCGAUGCCAACGACAACAGGCCCACGUUCCCUACCACACAGUACCACACCGUGGUCAAGGAGCUCGCCCCACGGGGGACGGAAAUCCUCACAGUUCAAGCAGCCGACAACGAUGAUCCGAAAACAGAUAACGUGAGGAUCUUCUACCGGCUGGUUGGCCAGAUCCCAGAGAGCCCUCGUGCCUUGUUCCGGGUGGACCGUGACUCUGGGGUCAUCUCAGUGCAGGCAGACAACCUGGAGGGAGCCGCCCCACAGUACACACUGACCAUCACUGCUGAGGACGCUAAAGGCUUAAACAGCUCCUGUACUGUGGUUGUGACAGUGCAGGACGAGAACAACAACCCACCCAUCUUCACUCCACACGAGCAACAUGUGAACGGGUUUGUAGGGAGCUGGCAGGUGAGUGGUGAGACCCAUGGUAUCAGUGACCCUCUAGCCCAGGCAGGCAGAUCAGAGACACAGCCGUUUCAGUGGAGGGCCACAUACGGCCCCUUCCACCUGGCAGAGGAUGCUCCUUUGGGAGCCACGGUAACCGCGGUGUCAGCGUGGGAUGCUGAUGAGAGGGGAGGAGACAGCUGGCAGGUGAAUUACAGGCUGGAGUCUGGCAACGAGGAGGAGGUGUUCACGCUGGUCACAGACAAGCAGACCAAUGAAGUUUCACUCAUCCUCUCCAAGGUGCUGGACUUUGAGCGGGAGAGCGAGUACAUCCUGGUCCUUAGUGCUCAAAACCCAGUGGCCCUGGUACGAGGGAGGUAUGGCCCAGCGUCCACGGCAACCGUCUCCAUCUAUGUGGACGAUAUCAACGAGGGCCCCAUCCUGUCCCAGAGCCACUACGAGGUCACCGUCAGAGAGGGGGAGGAGCCAGGACGGGUUAUUGCCACUAUUCGUGGAUAUGACCCAGACUCACACCCAAUCAGAUACUCGCUCAGAGGAGACACAAAGAGGUAUUUCUCCAUUGGGAAGUACUCAGGUGAGCUGAAGACCGUCCAGGCCUUGGACAGAGAGGAAAACAGCACCUACACUAUGGAGGUCAUGGCUGAAGAUGGACGGAACUCUUCUCUGUCAGCUUCAACACUGGUCACAGUCCAUAUCCUGGAUGUGAAUGACAACAGUCCGGUGUUGGUGGGAGACUACUCCUGGAAGUACCUGUGUACCCCUCGCUGGGAGGACCAGGCCUUGGUGCUGGCAUCCCGCGACAGUGAUGGUCCCCAGCACGGCGGCAGGCUCAACUUCUCCCUCCGCAGUGACGCCACCGUGCGUGGCAACUGGAAACUCACCCCCAUCAAUGACACCCAUACCAACCUGUCCCUGAACAUCCCAUACUUGUCUCCUGAGGUCUACACGGUCCCCUUCACCAUCUCUGACAGCAGCUCUCCUCCCAGGAGCACCUUCAUCAACCUGCCAGUGACGGUGUGCCCAUGCAAUGUGAGAGGAAACUGCAGGACCGCCGCUAAGCAGCUGCAAGGCAUGCCAACCGUCCAGUCCACCGUCGGCAUCCUACUGGGAACCCUGGGGGUCAUAGGAAUCAUUCUAAUCGUUGUGUUUGUGAGGCUGUCCUACCAGAACCCCAAACCGCCGAGCAAAACCAACCAGGAGAGAGAACCCCUGAGGAUCUCACUGUGA